AUGUUGCUAGGAUAUCGGGUUGUCAACAGAAUGAGCCUCCGCCGCAUUAAGAAUGAGAGAGAAACAGACCUAAGGUCCCGAAGAGAAGAAACCGAAUUGUCCACAGAUACCACUUUCUACAGAAGCUGUAUUCUGGGGAAGAAGAUGAGAGAAAGUUGGAAAGAGCAAGGAGGGCUCCAAAGUUCUCCUCCCAAACAAAUCUCUUCCCCGUCCUCUUCUUGGGAAGCCGCUUUACUGAAGGGCCUAAAGAGAGGGCAGCAAGCUUACCUCAGCAGUAUCAUGAGGAUUUAUGACAGUCAGCAUUUGAGGGAAAAUCUGCGCCAACAGUACGUCUUCAAUCUCCAGAACCAGUGGAGACUGGGAUACAUUACCAAAGAGGAAGUUGUGAAUCGCACGGUUUUCCUGGACCGCUCUCUCACACCUAAGAGGGGCCUCAGCAAGAAGGCGUCCUCCAAUUCCCGAAAACCGCAGUCAGCGUUCCCAAUUUGGACGUUUAAGAAGCCGGUGGCUGUUCAGGAGGGCGCGGAUCACCGCUCCCCGGACUCCGGCAAUGAGAAGACUCUAAUGCCGGGUGGAAGAAAGUGAAUUACACUUUGUAAUUGUAAUUUGUAAUUGCCAAUUUGUACUUCCCAAGCGCUCAGUACAGUGCUCUGCACAUAGUAAGCGCUCA
Tachyglossus aculeatus (Australian echidna) is the source of this 670-nucleotide messenger RNA. RefSeq names its product family with sequence similarity 216 member B (gene FAM216B). The transcript is spliced from 4 exons. Lineage: Eukaryota; Metazoa; Chordata; Mammalia; Monotremata; Tachyglossidae. The record is from RefSeq and is a predicted model, not a curated record. The coding region runs from base 1 to 585 and encodes 194 amino acids.